CAUCACACUACCUCACCCACUACCCCGCGUCGUGCCUUUUGACUCCUCCCACCUCAAAACCGCGGGCCGCAUCCCGCGCCGCCGCCGCCCACCGGCGGCAACCACCCGCCACCGCGAGCGAACACCCCUAUAUAAACCGCCACGCCACGCCACGGCCACCAACUCCGAACACGACAUGGCGCCCUCUCUCCUCACCACCCCGUCCCAGGCCCUGGCCCUCGCCCCCGGCGCCGCCGCCAGCCGCGUCGGCGGCGGCGGCGGCGGGUCGGCGCGGGUGAGCUUCCCGUCCGGCCGCGUCCAGCGCCGAGGCGCGCUGGGGAUGCGGGUGCGGGCGUCGGUGGCGAUCGAGAAGGAGACGCCCGAGAGCGAGCCGCCGCCGACGUUCCUGCGGGAGGACGGGUCCGGGGCGGGGUCCGGGUCGGUGCGGGAGCGGUUCGAGGCCAUGAUCCGCCGCGUGCAGGGGGAGGUGUGCGCGGCGCUGGAGGAGGCCGACGGGAGCGGCGCCCGGUUCGUGGAGGACGUGUGGUCGCGCCCCGGCGGCGGCGGGGGCAUCAGCCGGGUGCUCCAGGACGGCCGCGUGUUCGAGAAGGCCGGGGUCAACGUCUCCGUCGUGUACGGCGUCAUGCCCCCCGACGCGUACCGCGCCGCCAAGGGGGAGGCCGGCAAGAACGGCGCGGCGGCAGAUGGCCCCAAGGCUGGGCCCGUGCCCUUCUUUGCCGCUGGCAUUAGCUCGGUUCUUCACCCCAAGAACCCAUUUGCUCCAACAUUGCAUUUUAACUACCGCUAUUUUGAGACAGAUGCACCGAAAGAUGCUCCUGGUGCACCAAGGCAAUGGUGGUUUGGAGGUGGUACUGAUUUGACUCCUUCAUAUAUCAUUGAAGAGGAUGUGAAGCAUUUCCAUUCUGUUCAAAAACAAGCGUGUGAUAAGUUUGACCCAAGUUUUUACCCGAGAUUCAAAAAAUGGUGUGAUGAUUAUUUCUAUAUUAAGCACCGUAAUGAGCGUCGGGGGCUUGGUGGAAUAUUUUUUGAUGAUCUUAAUGACUAUGAUCAAGAAAUGCUUCUCAACUUUGCUACAGAAUGUGCGGAUUCUGUUGUUCCUGCAUACAUACCAAUCAUUGAACGCCGGAAGGACACUCCAUUUACUGAGGAACACAAGGCAUGGCAACAACUGAGGAGAGGUCGCUAUGUGGAGUUCAACCUUGUAUAUGAUCGCGGUACCACAUUUGGCCUCAAGACUGGGGGGAGGAUUGAGAGUAUUCUGGUUUCUCUUCCACUGACUGCACGAUGGCAGUAUGAUCAUACACCUGAAGAGGGAACUGAAGAACGGAAACUUCUUGACGCGUGCAUAAACCCAAAGGAAUGGCUCGAUCUCUGAACAGCUUGAUUUCGUUCGUUCGUCCAAUCGUUUGUUAGCUUUCCUCGCACUCUGUAGCCUUACGAUCUCCAAACAUGUGUAGUUCUUUUACUUGUAGAAUCCUGAAUAAGUGUAUGAUGCAAUGCGGGUGUUUUGUUUCAUCUGUCGAUGCUGUUGAGCUUUGUAACUGUGGUAUCAGUUUCUCUCUUUUUUUCGAGUGAAUGAAAUAUAGCCGGUGAGCCUUUUCCCAAAGAGUGGCAAAAA
This is a messenger RNA of Oryza sativa Japonica Group (Japanese rice), 1618 nucleotides long. The record is from RefSeq and is a predicted model, not a curated record. NCBI's taxonomy places the organism in Eukaryota, Viridiplantae, Streptophyta, Magnoliopsida, Poales, Poaceae.